Molecule: messenger RNA, 885 nt
Organism: Rotaria sp. Silwood1
Lineage: Eukaryota; Metazoa; Rotifera; Eurotatoria; Philodinida; Philodinidae
Source: the annotation of a GenBank genome assembly
AUGCGCAACGAAGAAGAAGGAGAAGAAGACGAUAUAAGCUUUUAUGUUCAGAAAAAUGAACCUACUUUGCUCAAACCGAUUUCAGGAUCAAAUUCUUACGGAAGUCUUGCAGAUGAACGAAGCAAAACUAAUCGAGAGCCAUCAACAGAUGAAUAUCAUCAUGAACCACGUAUUCGUCGACCGAGCAUUGUAAUUCGAGAGCAUCAAUUGACACAAUAUCCAAUUAACUAUGAUCCAUCCCCACAAAUUAUUCGGAAAAAAAUUGCAGAAUAUCAUGAACCUAUCGUGUAUAAACAGCAAAUUGCUGUACGAUAUUUAUGUCCACCAACACCACCACCACCACCACCUUUAAUUAUUCGAGAAAUUCGCCCACCUGAACCAUCACCAUUACCACCUAUUAUUAUUCGUCAACGACCUCCACCACCAGUUACUCCACCACCAAUAAUUAUUCGAGAACGACCACCAACUCCACCAUCUUAUACUACACCUCAGAUAAUUUACAAAAGAGUAUCAUCUGUAGAACCAGUACAACGUCGUGUUAUUAUUGAACGUUUACCUCCAAUGCCUGCUAAACCUCCAGAUAUUAUUGUUGAACGUUGGCUUCCAUACAAACCACAAAAACGAAAAGUCAUUUAUGAAAAAGCACUAUCAAACAAAGAUAAUUCAACAUCAUCUAGUGAUCAAUACGCAUCGCAUAAUUUCAUCAACCAGUAUGCAAAUCCAUUAGUUCGAAUGGAAAAACAAAUGCGUUCAUUAAGUAUAGUACGAUCUGAUCGAUUCGAACAAGAUAAAAAAUCAUUUCCAUCUUCUCAAAAAACUAUCGAAUCUAUCUAUGAUAAUUAUUUACCAUUAAAAGUUGAACCUUCAAAUCAACCGUCAAAUUAG